UAAAUGCUGUUACGUUGAACUUUCUGUUCAACUAAUUUUGAAAAACGUAUCAAGCAAGUAGCACAACUGUUUUCAACAUUGAUAAUAAUAAGAAAUAUUUCUUGAGCAGCAAAUCAGCAUAUUAGAAUUCAUUAAUUCAUUGGUUGUGUGUGUAUAUUUGUGUAUUCAGGUAUGUUCAGUUCAUAUUCAGGUAGGUAAAGUGUGUUCAGGGGAUAAUCCACUUUGUUCUUAGGUGAUCCAUUGUGUGACUGUAAAAACGGUACUCGUAAGUCCUGUUUGUUUGAAUCUCUCAGGAGAGGAGUCAGCAGGCAGGUUGUGCUGGGUUAGACAGAAGUUUAUGCAUUACUGCAGCAGUCAGAGGUCAGUGUUUGAGCGUUUUUCACAGAUCUAUGACGUUUACAGUAAUUACACGCGCUGCAGAUCUCAAGAACACUAACCACUCAGCACAUUGGACAAGAUUAAUCUCUAACAUUGAUGAAUGUGGAAAAACAUGAAAUUUACAAUCAGCACAACUGAAAGUUAAGCUAAACUACAAAUCAGCCUUCCCAUGGCUCUCUCCCAUUCUCUAUAAUCUCUCUCUGCUCUGGUGAUAAUCGCUGGUGUGUUAGCAGAGUUUAAAAGAUUAGUUUGCGUUAGGGGCUUAGUGUAAGCUAAGAUGCAACACUUCCCAUUUCUUUCCAUCUGUCUCGCUCCGUCUAGAAAACAGGUUCUUGAAAAUAGCCUGUAAAGAAAACAUUUUUUUGUCUGUAUUAUUUAAAUAAUUAGAACUUCCAUGAUAUGAGACAACAGAACAAGUGAUUGCUGAGUGGACAAUGAGUGGAGGACGUUCAGAUGAGAAGUGAACAGAUAUAGACUUUUCUGCAUUGGAGAAGCAUUACCAUCAAAACGCCAUGAAACUAGGAGCUCUUCUCCUUCUGCUUCUGGGGUCCAUGCAUGGGGUGUUCACGCAAGUGCCUAUAACUGCAUUUACUGAACGAAGUGCUGUGGAGGAAGAUCUAGGAAGUGGUCUGUUAGAGGUGGAACAGGAGGAUGAACUGGGAGACACUUACUGGUCCGGGACAGCCCCGCUUUGUUUUGGGGGGUGUAAGGGCAGACACAGGGAGCUAAAGAGAGACAACUGUGGAGAUUCAGACUGCUGCUGGGUGGGAUACAAAUCCCUCUGUAGAGUUAAUUGUGGAAAACCUGAUGUGGACUUUAACGGGAUGGUGUAUGGGAGUGAUUGGUGGGUGGGUUCUGUGGUGCGGUACGACUGCAGGCCAGGGUUCGUGUUGGUUGGAGAUCCUGCUCGAGCUUGCCAGUCUAAUGGGAAAUGGACGCCCAAACCAUCCUGCCUCAGAGUUUGUCAUCGUGGCCGGGUUGAGAUCAAUGAGAAGGACAUUGACGGGACGUGUUCAUCCACCUGUCCUGAUGCUAAGAGCUAUGCGGUUCCUCUGAACCACGAAUGCAGUCGCAUUGAGAAAUGCAGGACUAAAGAAUCAGGCUGGAAGCGCUGGUUUACACGCUGCAACUACUGCGACUGUGAAUGCUUCACUCCCUGUGCUUCUACAGGAUAGAAGACAGUGAAUCUCUUUAUCCUUUUUAUCCUAUGAAGACAUUAUGCUCAUAUCAGUUCUGGAAACAACAGAAUUUGAAUGUAAAGGGACAAGUAUUUUAGUUUGAAAUCUGAAUCUUAAAUCUGAAUAUAUUGGCAUUUUAUGCAUCUGAUUAUCUAUGAAAUUGG
Ctenopharyngodon idella (grass carp) is the source of this 1720-nucleotide messenger RNA. RefSeq names its product sushi, von Willebrand factor type A, EGF and pentraxin domain-containing protein 1. The record is from RefSeq and is a predicted model, not a curated record. The transcript is spliced from 5 exons. Bases 891 to 1553 code for a protein of 220 amino acids. Lineage: Eukaryota; Metazoa; Chordata; Actinopteri; Cypriniformes; Xenocyprididae.